AUGUUCGGAAAGGAGAAAGAAUCGACUGACGUCGCGUCCUCGGCGUUAAAAUGGAGAGUGUCGCGCUUCGUGCUGCCGUACCUGCCGCCAGGAUACAGGGAGCUUCCGGUGGUGCCGACUGCGGGGAGUCGAAUGAAGUCGUCGCAGCUAGUGCACUGGAUAGGGCUGCUCGCGCUCUUCACCUGCGCGUCCACCUGGCUCCUGGCGCCGACGCUCUCUUGGUCUGUUUCGAAACCCCCGCCUGUCCCGCCCCGUCUCAUCCUGGUGACGCCGACGUACGCGCGCGCGUUCCAGGCGGCGUACCUCACGGAGCUCACUCACACGCUGCGCCUCGUGCCGCCGCCGCACACGUGGAUCGUCGUGGAGAGCGGGAAUAAGACGGAGGAGACGGCCAUGCUCCUGGAGCGGACGGCAGGCUACUGUGCUGCAGCGGAGGCCGGCGGUCUGCUCUCUUCUGCCCCCCUCUCCAACACACCCUUCCAUCCCCGCCCUCUCUUGCAGAACGAGGACCAGCGGUGGUUCCGAGGCGUGGGGCAGCGCAACCUAGCUCUCGAGUACAUAGAAAGGGAGAACCUCGAAGGAAUUGUGUACUUUAUGGACGACGACAACUCGUACGCGCUGCAGCUGUUUGACGAGCUAAGGAAGAUUCAGCGCAUUGGUCUGCUGCCGGUGGGGUUCCUGUUUGGGAAAGACAGCCCCAUGCGCUCCUACGUUGGCCGCCCCAUUGUGCGGGUGCCUGUGGAGGGCGACCCCGAGGCACGGCGAUACAUCAUGGACAUGGCUGGGUUUGCGUUCAGCACGGAGGCUCUUCGCAACGGCACGGUCCAAGGAAAGAAGCAGCCCAUUCGCUUCCGGCCUUCAAAACGCGGGUUCCUCGAGACUGAUUUCCUAGAGCAGCUGGUGACACACGAGGACGAAUUCGAGGUGUUAGCAGAUGGGUGCAGAGCGGUGUGGGUGUGGCACAAGCACAUGGAGGACCUCUCCUGGGCCAAGUACCCUGAGGAUUGGCAGCCCGAGCAGAGCAACCACCGCAUUCCCACGUAUGACUGGGUGAAGAAUGACUCGAGUCACGAGGCGAGAGCUGGGCUGAUCGGGGGGAUUGCUCGCGUGGCGAAUGUUACGUUACCGCCGAGUUUUGAGGAGAUGAAAAGGGAGGAGGCCAUGCGGGCGGGGAGGGUGGAGGAUGGUGGGUCGGGGAUGGCAAAUGGGCAGAAGGUGGAUUUGAGGCGCAACGGGGGAGUAGCAUCAAGAGGGGAUUCAGGGGGGAGGAAUAAGAUGCGCGGGCGGCGGGAGGAUGGAACAAAAGCUGCGCGUUCCGUCCGGGAUCCGGCUGUCCGACGGAUCGAUCUUUUAAUUUCUAGAUCGUUUGAUUCAGAUAGCGUUGAGCGCAGAUGGCGACAAACGGGCUAG
This is a messenger RNA of Closterium sp. Naga37s-1, 1410 nucleotides long. The record is from the annotation of a GenBank genome assembly. Lineage: Eukaryota; Viridiplantae; Streptophyta; Zygnematophyceae; Desmidiales; Closteriaceae.